Phytomonas sp. EM1 is the source of this 855-nucleotide messenger RNA. The record is from the annotation of a GenBank genome assembly. Lineage: Eukaryota; Euglenozoa; Kinetoplastea; Trypanosomatida; Trypanosomatidae.
AUGCCGUACUGGGAAAACUACCUGUGCACCAAACCUGAAGUCGAUGACGACGACCUCCCUCUACCGGAGCAUCGCAUCUUUGAUGACUACGGGAACCUCAAGGCGCAAGCCAGUCGUCAAGUGAGGCCCCUCCAUGAGCGUAAGGCACAUGUCGCUGUUGCGGUAAAGAGUAACGCGUAUGUCCUACCAAGGUUCUUGCGUGCAUUGUUUUCAAACCCGAAUACUGUGUUUGUGAAAAAAAGCACCCCCAACGUGGAAUGCGCAUCCUUGGUGCCGAACCGCAAGAAAAUCUCGCCGAAGCACAGCGCGCCUCGGAAGGCGACAUCCAAAACCGGCUCACCGACUACUACCAGCACCAAGAAAAGCCCUGAGCGACACACAGGCACUCGUGCACGAACGUUAGCUGAUGCUGGAACCCCAAAUCAGCGGAAAUCGCCUACAAAGAGCCAAGGGUCUCCUGGUACUGGAACGAGGCCCUCGAAAGCUUCGACAUCGCAUGGCAGCCGUGGUGCGUCGCCGGUGCCGGUGGCGACCGCUACGGUGGUGCUCCGCUCCGCCUCUGCCUCCAGAAGCCGAUCUGCUUCGCCGAAUGCCACGAAAAAGACCCCUGCCCGCGCAUCGCGGAGCCGGAAAUCUCCAGUUUCGCGAAAGCGACCCUCCAGGACUCGCUCAGCGUCUCGCAGGUCGAGCUCGGGCUCGCCAAAGAAACGCAGCGUGCCGCAGGCCUCUGGUAGCCCGAGCUCAAAGUGGGCCGUAGUGGCGUUGCAGGAAUAUGCGAAGCAAAAUGAAAUCUCAACGAGAGGCCUGAGAACGAAGUCGGAUAUUCUCUCGGCCAUCCGAGCCGCACGUUCCUAG